Molecule: messenger RNA, 1520 nt
Organism: Ciona intestinalis (vase tunicate)
Lineage: Eukaryota; Metazoa; Chordata; Ascidiacea; Phlebobranchia; Cionidae
Source: RefSeq, a predicted model, not a curated record
CAGAAAAAUAUUUCACUCUUCACCUUAUUUUUAAAAUUGUAGCAUUACAGAUUAAAGAAGGCCACUUUCAGCGUUUUAGGUAAUCUGGAAUAGGUUAAUACAAUCAUGAGUGGUGGUGUUUAUGGUGGAGAUGAAGUUGGAGCGUUAGUGUUUGAUAUUGGCUCCAACACUGUACGUGCAGGAUAUGCUGGGGAAGACUGUCCUAAGGCAGACUUCCCGACCCACUUGGGACUGGAAGUCAUUGAACAAAUGGAGUCUGAUGGAGGAGAAAACAAACCCGAAAGAAAACUCAGCAUUGACACAAAUCAGUUGAUUUUUCCAAAGAAAAACAAUAAUAUCAUCACCCCAAUGUUAGAUGGAAUGAUCAAUGAUUGGGAUUUGUUUGAGGAUGUGAUAAAUCAUACAUACAAACGUUAUAUUCGAAGUGAUUCGGAACUUCACCCUGUCCUCAUGUCAGAACCUGCAUGGAAUGAACGAAGUAAAAGAGAAAAGGCAUCUGAACUUAUGUUUGAAAAAUAUAAUGUGCCAGCUUUCUUUUUGUGCAAGUCACCAGUUCUCUCCGCCUUUGCUAAUGGUCGAUCCACUGGUGUGGUGCUGGAUAGUGGUUCAACACAUACUUCUGCUGUUGCAGUCCAUGACGGUUAUGUGCUUCAACAGCGAAUUGUAAAAUCACCACUUGGUGGAGACUUUGUGCUCAUGCAAUGCCGGGAGAUGCUUCAAUCGCUUAACAUUGAUGUGAUUCCACAUUACAUGGUUGCUAGCAAAGAAGAGGUUAAGCCAGAAGCUCCACCAAAAUGGGAAAAGAAAAAGAAUCUACCAGAGGUCACAGAGUCGUGGAGAAAGUACAUGAUCAAUCAUACACUGAAUGAAUUUGUUGUCAAUGUUCUACAAGUAGCUGACUCUGAAAAUUUUGAACAAGAGCAUGUAAACAUGCCAAAGGUCUCAUACACAUUUCCGAAUGGCUACAACAGAGAGUUUGGUGUUGAGCGGCUUUCCGUUGUGGAAAAUCUAUUUAACCCAUCUAGGAUCCGAGGUGCUGCACCAAACUCUAUGCUUGGUGUGCCACAUGUUGUCUCUAGCUGUAUUAACAUGUGUGAUGUGGACAUCAGACCAGGGUUGUAUAAUAGUGUCAUUGUAACAGGUGGAAAUAGCCUUCUGCAGGGAUUCACCGAACGUCUAAGUAAUGAACUAGCAAGUAAAACUCCUCCCAGUAUGAAACUCAAAAUAAAUGCAAGUACAAGCUCUCUUGAGCGCAAAUUCUCCCCAUGGAUUGGUGGUUCCAUUCUUGCCUCUCUCGGUACUUUCCAACAGAUGUGGAUCUCGAAGCUGGAGUAUGAAGAAGGGGGGAAAACAUGUGUGGACCGCAAGUGUCCUUGAAUUUAUUUGCAAUGACUUCAAAAAUAAUAUUGAAUUUUAAGGCCAGAUUGGUUAAAUUCUUGGUCGAUUCACUUUGCAGCAUUUCAACAGUAGAACUGCCAUUCUUGAUUUGUUGUAUAAAAUAAAAUCGUGUGAAAAGGUAG